Xylona heveae TC161 is the source of this 597-nucleotide messenger RNA. RefSeq lists its product as hypothetical. The transcript is spliced from 3 exons. Lineage: Eukaryota; Fungi; Ascomycota; Xylonomycetes; Xylonales; Xylonaceae. Bases 1 to 597 code for a protein of 198 amino acids. The record is from RefSeq and is a predicted model, not a curated record.
AUGCGCUCCUUCUCCGCUUUAUUCGUUGCAUCCGCUGCCUUUGCAGGCUUCGCGUCGGCCCUGGGCAAUCAGACUAUUGAUCCCAACUCUGUAGACUUGUCCACCAGAAAUUCAUGGUGCUUGUCUGAGAAUAACAACUGCCCACUCCUCUGCGGUGGUAGCGGUGAUGUUCAGACGUUAUCUUGCGAUGGUAAUACUUUGCAGUAUCAGUGUGUCUGCACCAACGGUUCCUCGCCUGACGUAGCUGCCUACACGGGCACUCUUCCCUUCUUCAUCUGUCAAGAAUAUGUCAGCCAGUGCAUCACCAACCAUCCCAACGACCUUGACGGUCAAACUGCUUGCCGAAAAGACAAUCCUUGCGGUACUCUGGACCCAACCAAGGUACAGGCUGCGAGCCCCUCGAGCUCAAGCUCGAGCUCGGUCUCAGCCUCUGCAACCAGCGCCUCUUCUACUAGCUCUACGCCGAGUGCCACCAGCGCAACAGCUACCCCCUCGGCUACCCAGAAGGCCCACAACGCCGCCGCCGGUCUGAAUGUGAACUACGCAACAGCCAUUUUCGGUGCUGCAUUGCUCGCCGCUUGUGGCGCUUUUCUCUAA